GGGACACGUCAGAAUAUCGCCACCUUAUACACUAGUAGCAUAUGCUACCACCUCAGCUGCUUAGAAGACUAUAGCAAGAUUCCAGUGUACUACAUUCACUGGACAUCGGCGAUCUUUUCAAGCAGUGGACCAGUAAACGGUCUGGCAUGAUUCCAAAACAAUGGCUUCCAGGGGCAUGUUUUCUGAUUGGCUGUUUUGGGUUGGUGAUGCCACAGCCCGUUGUCGGAAUACAGUCGGCUAAAAAUGACUUCGCUUUCCAGCUUCAACUCGACCGCCAGUUUGCGAUAACAGAUGUAGAUUCUUCAAGGCCGUCUGCUCGAGCCUCGCACACCGCAUUUUCAGGUAGCGGCGCUAUAGCUCGUGCACUUGGCGACCAGUUUUUGAACCGCAUAACAGCAGCUAGGAACGCAGCACCCGGACCCCGGCCUGGUGCGACCCUUCAGGAAUUCGAGGACACCAUGAAGCAGGCGAUGAUGGCAAUUCCAAAGGUUGGGGUGUGUUCAGCCUUCAUGGGCGUCUGUGACAACUCAAGCAUCUACCGCACAGCCGACGGCAGCUGCAACAACCUCAACAACCCAACAUGGGGAAUGUCCAAUACACCACAGAGACGCUACUUGCUGCCCAAGUAUAAUGACGGAAUACGCAGUCCACGUACUCGUGGUGUGUUCAGCGAUCCUCUGCCAAGUGCCCGACUGGUCAGCACCACCGUCCACGCCCCCGACGACAAGGCCCCUCAGAUGAAAUUCAUCUCCCAAAUACUGACGCAGUGGGGGCUGUUCCUGGCCCUCGACAUCACAAGCACGCCAAUAAGGACAGGACUUGACGGUCGACCUCUGACGUGUUGUCCUGAAGACCUUCCGCCUCUGCUGAAGGGGAUUCUUGACACGGCUCUUAGAGACGGGUGUUUCCCUAUCGAUAUCCCCCAAGGGGACAGGUUCUUCCGUAGGAGAUGCAUGCACUUUCCCCGGUCUAUACAGGUAGAGAAUCCGCAGUGCACUGGAGUGCCAGCGGAGCAGCUCAACCAACGGACGGCGUACAUCGACGCCUCCCCUCUGUAUGGGACGACUGCUGAAGAGGCCGCAGGCCUCAGGGCCAUGGUUGAUGGUUUAUUGAAAACGUCGAUGGGGGUGUCAAGUAUACAGACCAUAUUCAUGAGAGAGCAUAACAGAACAGCCCGGUCUCUCAAGAAGAUCAACCCACAUUGGAAUGACGAAAGACUCUUUCAGGAGACCAGGAGAAUUAUUGGCGCCAUCGUCCAGAAGAUUACUUAUAACCAUUUCCUUCCGCUCGUUCUGAACAAGUUCGCCCUCGCCAAGUAUAAACUGGGGUCCCCCAGAUACGGAUACUAUAACGUUUAUAGUAGAUCCACUGACGCAAGCAUCGUUAACGCGUUUUCGACAGCCGCAUUUCGGUUCGGACACUCCAUUCCUAGAUCUGUGGUCAGCAGAGUGCGGCCGGACUUCUCCACAAGGAGGUUUGAGCGUUUGUUCCGGGUGUUCCUCAACACCGGGUCAAGUGAUGGGGAAGCUGUUGGUGACUAUGUAAGGGGUGAGUUGAACGACAGAGCGAAUCCGGUUGACCGCUUCAUGUCGACGGAUCUGACAGACAGGCUGUUUCUCGUCAAUAACAACAGCCUCGAUCUGGCCGCUUUCAACAUCCAGCGGGGUCGGGACCAUGGUUUGCCGGGGUAUUCGGCGUUCAGGCAGCUGUGUGGUCUACCCGGGGUGUACAACUUCCGACCUUCCCAUGGAGGACUCGUGGACCAUGAUCCCCACACUGCAAGACUUCUGGAAUCUGUCUACAAGGAUCCUGAGGAUAUUGACCUGUUUACUGGAGGGGUCUCGGAGAAACCAAUCGAAAAGAGUUUAGUUGGACCCCUGUUUACCUGUCUACUGGGACGUCAGUUUUCAGCCUUGAAGAGAGGGGAUCGGUUCUGGUAUGAGCUCAGUGACCCUGUCACGCGGUUUACACCGGAUCAGCUGUUGGAGAUUCGAAAGACCACCCUGUCCCGCAUCGUGUGUGACAACACCAAUACCUUCCACGUCCAGAGAGAUGCCUUCAGACUCAAGUCCGCAUCGAAUCACCGUGUCCCGUGUUACAGCUUGCCUCGUCUGGACCUGACCAAGUGGAGAGAACAACAGCCUCAGUGGUCAAGCUGGUCCGCCGCGUCAGACUGUUCAACCAGAGUUACCUUCCAGUUCCGGAGGAGGACGUGCAUACCGGAAGAAGGUGGAUGUCGCGGGCCGCGGGAAAUGAGGCGCAUGUGCCCGUCACGGGGGUAGUGGAAUCGGAUGUGCAUGAAACAUUAUUGUGUUCGAAGUGUUUGUGUAGAGAAUUGUGCACAAUUUGAAACAUGAUUUUGAAAUAUUACAAAUAAACAUAUUGGUCAAACGACACGUUUGGUA
Molecule: messenger RNA, 2405 nt
Organism: Haliotis rufescens (red abalone)
Lineage: Eukaryota; Metazoa; Mollusca; Gastropoda; Lepetellida; Haliotidae
Product: peroxidase-like
Exons: 12
Coding region: 147-2282 (711 amino acids)
Biological process (GO): response to oxidative stress
Molecular function (GO): peroxidase activity; heme binding
Source: RefSeq, a predicted model, not a curated record